Messenger RNA from Macrosteles quadrilineatus (aster leafhopper), 1727 nucleotides. RefSeq names its product protein Wnt-6-like. Gene Ontology annotation, biological process: canonical Wnt signaling pathway; multicellular organism development; neuron differentiation. The record is from RefSeq and is a predicted model, not a curated record. The transcript has 6 exons. The coding region runs from base 223 to 1272 and encodes 349 amino acids. Gene Ontology annotation, cellular component: extracellular region. Gene Ontology annotation, molecular function: cytokine activity; frizzled binding. Lineage: Eukaryota; Metazoa; Arthropoda; Insecta; Hemiptera; Cicadellidae.
CUUAAUCUAUUCCAUUACCAGCUGGUGAUAAAUCAACAAUGCACACUUUAAAGUCAGCUGUUGGCCGUGGUGCGUGUGCGAGUGUUGGUGUGUGCGCGUGUGUACGUCAGGGUGGGGGAGGGGACGAGCGUUUCUGUUCAGUCCUUGCGAGACCUUUGCUCUGGUGUCAUGUCUUGUACGCUGUUUGCAUGGGAGGGGUUCUAACCCCACCCUUUGCAAACUAUGCAAACCCUUUUCUUCUGGCUCGUCUUCACGUUGAUUACCCACACGACCGGAGCCUCUUGGGUCGGCAGCCAGGUGGUGAUGGACCCUACAGUGUUGUGCAAGAAGACGCGUCGUCUGCGAGGCAGGAUGGCGGACAUCUGCAAGCACGAGCCUGCCUUGCUGAAGGAGAUCUCUCGCGGUGUACAGCUGGGCACCCGGGAGUGUCAGUUUCAGUUCAGGAACCGCCGCUGGAACUGCACGACCGCCCGCCGCAGUCUCAAGAAAGUGCUCAUGAGAGACACCAGAGAAAGCAGCUUCAUCAACGCCAUCAUGGCUGCUGGUGUGACGUAUUCUGUGACCAGGGCUUGUACCUUGGGGGACCUCAUAGAGUGCUCAUGCGACAAAACUAUCAAAGUGGCGAGGUAUGUUACAGGGAGGACCAAUGCCCCGGACGCCCCCCUGGAUGGCGAGUGGGAGUGGGGUGGUUGUGGAGACAACGUCAACUUCGGAUACCGAAAGUCCCGAGCGUUCCUGGACUCUCCUUAUCGCAGAAGGAGUGACAUCAAGACACUCGUCAAACUCCACAACAAUGACGCUGGACGGCUGUCUGUGAAGAACUUCAUGCGCACAGAGUGUAAGUGCCACGGGCUCAGCGGUUCCUGUACAUUGAGGACUUGCUGGAGAAAGAUGCCAUCCUUCCGCGACGUUGGCAACCGUCUCAAGGAGAGGUUCGACGGCGCCGCCAAGGUGAUUCCCAGCAACGACGGGCGUCGCUUCAUCCCAGAGGGCGCCACCAUCAAACCCCCUGGCAGGACGGACCUGGUCUACUCCGAGGAGUCCCCGGACUACUGCAAGCCCAACAGGAAGACAGGGUCUCUAGGCACCCAGGGUAGGGAGUGCAACGCCACGUCCCCCGGAGUGGAGGGAUGCGAACUCCUGUGCUGUGGACGAGGGUACAAGACCAGGAAAGUCCUGGAGAAGACCAACUGCAACUGUGUGUUCAAGUGGUGCUGUGAAGUGACGUGCAAAACGUGCGAGACGCUACGAGCGGUCAGCACGUGCCGUUAGAAUUGGCGGGAACACACCCGCGAAAAAUGUGUGAGCUGGAAACAUGAACGGCGGAGUGCGAAAGGUGCUUCUUCGAGUUAACCUAUAGAACUGUAGAUGUAAGCGUGUUUGGAAGAAACGAAAAGUACGUGCCAUUAUAUUGGAAGGAAUCGCUAUGGAAUGAAAAGAUCGGCCGCGUAAGUAACAUGGACGGCGUUAACGGUGGGAAAUGUUUGAAAGGAACUUCAGUCAAAUUAACCUAUAAAUCAACAAAGAGGAUACAAUCGGAAGCAAGAUUUUUGACAAUAAAUUGAUCUCGAAUACGCUAAUUUGAAACAUAGUGUAGGCAAAAAUAAGAAAAUAAGAAAGAAGAGCUAUAAAUAAUUCUAACCAUUUUUUUACAUACGAGUAUUUCUGGCUCCAUUUAAGUUUGGUUGCGGUGAUCGUUUAGUAGAUUGGAGAUACUAAGCCAAACU